GGCAAUCCCUGGUCUCUCCCCAUUGGCUCCCCGCGGGCUGUGACGCAUGUGGCUGAGUCUGUCACAGAAACAUCCCCGCCCCCUAGAGAGUGAAUGGCGCAUGGGCGAUGGCCUGCCGGAAAACGGAUUUCGGCGCACGCGCAGUGCGCUUCCAGCUUGACAGCCGAUUGGCUCACACAGAAGAGCCGGCCCGGAAGUAGGCUGGUGGCGUACUUGACGGGCGUACUGGGGAAGAGGGACGGCGCAUGCGCACUUGAGAGGCGGCGGCGUGGGGCGAUGUCGGUGUUUCAUGAUGAGGUGGAGAUCGAGGACUUCGAGUACGACGAGGAGACCGAGACCUACAGCUACCCGUGCCCGUGCGGGGACCGCUUCCUCAUCACCCGGGAGGAUUUGGAGAAUGGGGAGGAUGUGGCCACCUGCCCCAGCUGCUCCUUGAUUGUGAGGGUGAUCUAUGACCAGGAACAGUUUGUGUGUGGUGAAGUAGUCUCAGCGCCUACAAGCAAGGAAUUGGUUAAAUGCUGAUGAAUGCUAUGUGGACUCUGCUCUUCUUGAACAAAAAAAAACAAUGUGUGGAUGUCAAUGUGGAAAAAUUCGCAGAGUUCUGUACUUCUAGAGGUGUUUGCUCCUCAAAUACCCGUGCAGUGACUCACUACUAUUUAUCAACAGCCUCUAGUAGUGUGAAAUAAUCCAAAACACAAGUGGGUUUGUGCCUGAAAGCAUAUAAUUCUUAAAUUAUUGUAAAAUGUUUUAAGAUUUUGAGAAGCUCUUGAGGAUAGGAUGCAAAUUAACAAAAGCGUUUUCCAGUCCGUUGCAUUAUAAGGUUGUGAAAUUUGUAUGCUAAACCUAGCUAAAGAGUAGUUAUUCUUCAGUCUCUGGACCAGCAAAGACUCCUUGUUGCUGCACAGAAUGAAAUACUUUGAUCAUCAACCGAUGGGGGCUUAAGAAAAGGUUGGCUCUAUCAGUGAUGUAUGUUACAAAAUGAUUCACCACAUGGAAAAAGUUGGACUGUUAGAAUGGUAGAAGACUUUUUCUGGUUUGGGCAAUAGAAGGUGUUCUGGUUGGAAACAAACAGCUGCAGUUUCUGCUUUCAGUAGGUACAACUUAUUUGUUGCACCUGUCAUAUCUGUUGCUUGCUGCAUUAAAGUAAACAAAUCUUUAGUCCUAGAGUCUUAAGCAAUCAUGUAAUAAUGGCUACCAAGCUAAACUUACUUAAAACAAACUAGAUAACUUCCAAUUUCCGUGUUUAGAUUGCGCAAAGAGUGACACGGUGGGCCACAUUCAGUAAUACUCAUGCAGUCCUGGUAACUUCCCAUGAAUGCACCUUCACUCCCAGUGGGGUGAAUGGGUGUAACUGCGGGCAGCAUUUGAUCCAGUUUUUUCUGAGCAACUUGGGUGAACUCAUCUGACCCUACUACAUCAAAUAGUCAAUAAGGCUGCAAGUUAUUCUCAAUGCUAUUUGUCAAUAUAUGAAUAGUGUAGCUGUGUUUCUAUUGUACGUCUCAACGUUUAUAUUAUUCUUUACCAAUGUAGACCCUGGUCCAGUAAGUGCUUUCCCAGCAGGAGUCUUUGCAUGAGUGCAGGUUUGCAUAUGACUAAAUGGUGGUCUUAAGACCGAGAAAACCUUGAAAGAACACACUCCAAAAUGCUUUAUUCUUGUGCCGCUUUACAAAUUUAUACUUCAUAACACUUGUGUGGUUUGUUUACUACUCAUGUCACUCAGCUUGGGCACCGAAUAUAAAAAAGUUAGUUUCACUAUUUCGAGCUUUCCUAUGUUAAUCCAAUCCUGCAAUAAGUGAGUUUGUACAUGCUAGAGGGGGAUAACUAAAUCCAAACAAAAUCAUGAAAAAAAUUGUUAUGAGGUUUGGUAAAACCUUGUUUUGCCAAACUUAAAUGGUUCCAAAAUGUAUCCAUUAACUACAGGUUCUGAAUCUGAACUGGAUGAUACUAUGGUUUUAACAAAUAAUUGUUUCAUUGGUUGGCCACAAGGUGGUGCUGGAUUCUUAUGUUUAAAAACUGCUGUGGUCUUGAUUUAUUUAAAAUAUAUUUUUACAAAUAUUUAUUUUGUUUAUUUAAAUAAAAGUUUUUAAAACU
Messenger RNA from Trachemys scripta elegans, 2091 nucleotides. RefSeq names its product diphthamide biosynthesis 3 (gene DPH3). The transcript is spliced from 3 exons. The record is from RefSeq and is a predicted model, not a curated record. NCBI's taxonomy places the organism in Eukaryota, Metazoa, Chordata, Testudines, Emydidae. Bases 94 to 522 code for a protein of 142 amino acids. Gene Ontology annotation, molecular function: metal ion binding. Gene Ontology annotation, biological process: protein histidyl modification to diphthamide.